Aegilops tauschii subsp. strangulata is the source of this 2158-nucleotide messenger RNA. The record is from RefSeq and is a predicted model, not a curated record. NCBI's taxonomy places the organism in Eukaryota, Viridiplantae, Streptophyta, Magnoliopsida, Poales, Poaceae.
GCCAAGUAAUUGCGUCAUGGAAUGCCGGCGGCCAUGGCGCAGCUUGCUAUGGUAGCUUUUCUCGUAUAACAAAUAGGACGUUUCUUCUGGCUUAGCAGUAGAGAUUGGGUAGUUUCUCGUACAAAUAUGACAUUUCUUCUGGCUUAGGCUAACAUCAAGUUAACCAUGAUGGUCUAUUUGGUCUUUAUAUGUCAUUUCUUGUUCACCAUGCUAUGUUAUGCAAAUCAAGCGGUCAUGGUUUCAUAAUUGUAAAAGAUCCUUUAUAUUGAUGUCUAGUAUUUUCUGAUGAACAUGGAAUUUUACAGCAUAUUUUUUGGCUUUUGAUUAACCCAUCAAUUAAACUUUUUUCACAAUUAUUUGCAAAGCAUGACGCCAAUGACCAUUCUCAUGUCUGCUUAGAUGGAACUCGGCAAACAUGCAUGCCAUGUGGCAUCGCCGUUAACGGCACGUCUCGUCUACCACCCUGUGUUUGACGAGUUCUCCUUUUUACGUACUCGGCAGUAGUUGCUUUUUUGUUUUGUCGAGUUCCUGAUAUUAAGAACUCAGCAAUCUUAACGAUUGCAGACCUGUUUGCCGCGGGCGGAACACGGCAAACUCACUGGCAGAGUUGUUUUAUGUUUCUUGCUUUUAAAAUUGGAAACAUUGCCGCGACUGCUAAAUUAAGCUGAUACUUUUGUACGACAUGCUCCUUAAGACGGCCAUUAUGGUAGAUUUUCUCUAAGCUGCAGGCGUCCCAUUUGAAUUAAGAAAACAAACAAGCCCAGUCGUCGGUCUAUUCAACUCUAGAGAAAAAAUGAAUCCGUUAGCAAAUAAUGUUCUAUAAAGUGGCAGCACUCCCAGUGAGUUCUAUCACCAGAGUUGAGAAAUACAAUCUUACGUUAAGUGCACCUGACAAACGACCCUUGCUAGCAAGCCCUUGCUACUUAGCUAGUACUCCUUGGUGCUGAUCAAUGGCGGCGGUGAAGUUGGAGGAAGUGAGAAGGGCACAGCAGGCGGUGGGUCUGGCGACCGUGCUGGCAAUCGGCACGGCCGUCCCGGCCAACUGCGUGUACCAGGCCACCUACCCGGACUACUAUUUCAGAGUCACCAAGAGCGAGCACCUCCCAGACCUCAAGGAGAAGUUCGAGAGGAUGUGCGAGAAGUCCACGAUCAGGAAGAGGCACAUGCACCUCACCGAAGAGAUCCUGAAAAAGAACCCUAGCAUCUGCUCCCACAUGGAGCCGUCGCUGGACACGCGCCACGACAUUGUCGUCGUGGAGGUGCCCAAACUUGGGAAAGAGGCGGCAGAGAGGGCCAUCAAGGAGUGGGGCCAGCCACUGUCGAAGAUCACCCACGUCGUCUUCUGCACCACCUCCGGCGUGGACAUGCCAGGCGCCGACUACCAGUUGACGAGGCUGCUUGGCCUCUCGCCGACGGUCAAACGCCUCAUGAUGUACCAGCAAGGCUGCUUUGGCGGUGCCACGGUGCUCCGCAUGGCUAAAGACAUCGCCGAGAACAACCGCGGCGCACGUGUGUUGGUGGUCUGCUCGGAGAUUACCGCCAUGGCAUUCCGUGGCCCCUCCAAGUCCCAUUUGGAUUCGCUGGUCGGACAUGCGCUCUUUGGCGAUGGCGCGGCCGCUGCCAUCAUCGGCGCCGACCCCGACGUGCCCUUCGAGAAGCCACUCUUCCAGCUAGUAUCAGCGAGCCAGACCAUCCUGCCCGACUCCGAGGGUGCCAUCAACGGCCACCUUACGGAGGCAGGGCUCACCAUCCACCUUCUCAAGGACGUGCCCGGGCUCAUCUCCGAGAACAUCGAGCAAGCGCUCGAGGACGCCUUCAAGCCUCUGGGCAUCCACGACUGGAACUCCAUCUUCUGGAUUGCACACCCUGGCGGGCCGGCGAUCCUGGACAUGGUUGAGGAGAAAGUUGGCCUUGACAAGGAACGCAUGCGCGCCAGCCGAGAGGUCCUGUCGGAGUACGGCAAUAUGUCCAGCGCAUGUGUCCUCUUCGUCCUCGACGUGAUGCGUAAGACCUCUUCCCAGGAUGGCCAAGCAACCACUGGAGAGGGUAAGGAGUGGGGUGUCCUCUUCGGCUUUGGCCCCGGCCUCACCGUCGAGACGCUCGUCCUCUACAGCGUCCCGAUCACAGCCACUGCAUGAUCGAUCAGCAAACGACACUU